CCUCGAUACUUUUGCAGAAAACACAUCUCGCCACAAAAACCCGCUAUCCUCUUAACCAACAAGAAUCUCCACUUCCGAUCAGAAAGCCCUGACACCACGGCCACCGCCAUGCCGACAGGCGAGCUACGCCCUCCCUCCCACCUCUCGGCGCCGCCGCCGCAUCCCACUGGUCCGGCUACCCCCACCGCCGCCGCAGCAGCCUCCGACGACGAGGACUGCCUAUGGGCACAGAUCAAAGCCGAGGCCCGGCGGGAUGCGGAAGCCGAGCCAGCUCUAGCUAGCUACCUCUACUCCACAAUCCUCUCCCACUCUUCCCUCAAACGAUCCCUCGCCUUCCACUUGGGCAACAAGCUCUGCUCUUCCACCCUCCUCUCCACCCUCCUCUACGACCUCUUCCUCAACACCUUCUCGUCCGACGCUUCCCUCUGCGCCGCCGCCGUCGCCGACCUCCGCGCCGCCCGCGUCCGCGAUCCCGCCUGCGUCUCCUUCUCCCACUGCCUCCUCAAUUACAAGGGUUUCCUCGCUUGCCAGGCGCAUCGAGUGGCUCACAAGCUGUGGAUGCAAUCCCGGCGGCCGCUAGCUCUGGCGCUUCAAUCCCGAGUGUCCGACGUUUUCGCCGUCGACAUUCACCCGGCGGCGAGGAUCGGGAAGGGGGUUCUGUUCGAUCACGCCACUGGCGUGGUCGUCGGCGAGACGGCGGUGAUUGGUAACAACGUGUCGAUCCUGCAUCACGUUACCCUUGGUGGAACGGGGAAAGCGUCCGGCGACCGUCAUCCGAAGAUCGGCGACGGAGUCCUGAUAGGCGCCGGGGCGACGAUCCUAGGGAAUGUCAGCAUUGGAGAAGGAGCGAAGGUCGGGGCAGGGUCCGUGGUUCUGAUCGACGUGCCUCCGCGGACCACCGCCGUGGGGAACCCAGCGAGGCUAGUCGGAGGGAAGGAGACGCCGUCCAAGCACGAGGAAUGCCCAGGAGAAUCCAUGGAUCAUACAUCAUUCAUCUCGGGCUGGUCGGAUUACAUUAUCUAGAGAAUUCCGAAUUGCCUCCCGAGUUUCCCUUCUAUUUGAGGUUAGUCAGUAUUCAAUUUCAUUCGCAGUACAUUUAUGAAUUGAGUUCAUGAUGAUACAGUCAAACCAUGGUGAAUGUACAAUAGAAAACAGAGGAGGUAUGGUAUAUCAUAUUUUGUUGAGUUUGGCAAGGAGGAAGACCGUGGCUGAUGUGAUCCCCGGGAUGAAAACAUCGUUGGGGACGGCUGUUGGAGCUAUCCUUUGUUUGAUGAACAGGGCAGCUGCGGGGACUCCGAAUAUGUAGAGGAAGAUGUUCUUCGAUCCAAACCCCGUGAAGCCUGCUCCGAUGAUGAUCUCUUCCAGCACCUUUUGGAACUCCUCCCUUGACAAUGCCUUCUUCUUUUUGUUCUUGCUGUCAUCUUUGUAGUGAGCCUGCAAAGUUUUUGUGAUGCAGGGUUAUUAUCUACUAAUGGAACAGAAGAAGGUGAAAGAAGAAACAAGGAUAGAGAAUAAUUCAACAUUGUAGACUUGUUUGAGCUUCUCUUUGUCGGGGACUCGGAACUGUGUGCUAUUGAGCUUCUUGUUGAUCUCCCUGUUGGAAACGAGAGCAGAAGCUUAUGAUAGAGUGGGGGAGUGGAAAUGGACCUAGAGAAGAUGAAGGAGGGGGGUCGGGAUGAAAGAAGAUUACUCGACAGUUUUGCAGACAGCGGCGUAGAAGUCAGCUGAGCCCAGUUCCUGGUUAGUGUCUGUGAAAUACUUGUCGUAGCAUUCUUCAAUGGCAGCAGCUAUAUCUUUGUCCUUGUUAUGCUCACUUCCUGCAAUCACAAGUAGGUUUGGCUAUAGUAGUUACAGAAUUAGUAAAGAGAGUAGAGGGAGGCCAUAAAUAGGGAUGGUGCAAAUCAGUUCAGAUUUUCCCCAUUCUGGACAUGUUGUAACUUAAAUUGUGUCGAUAGAUCUCCUUGCACUAUAUGAAAGCAACGGCCUUUCGCCACGUGGUUCGUAGGAACAGAAUGGAAACAGCGUUCUAAGGCUUUUCGUCAGAAAGAGAACAGGAAAACAGAGCUUUCUAAGCCACAGCUUUCGAUGAUCAUCAUCUCCUCUUCAUGUUUUCUCGAUGCUUACUGCUCUGCAACGCCGCCAUGCAUUUGACUGGGCGUUCUAAGCAUAUAAAAGGGGAAGAGAAGACAUAAAAAGAAGGGAGAGAGAUGGAGGAAAGAAACACAGAGCAUACCAGGAGCCAAUUUCAUCAUAGAUUGACCCAUCUCUUCAUCAACUAGUGAACCCAGCAGCGGUAAUUCUGAAACAAACGAUGGCUGCUGUUUAUUGAGGAAAGGGGCUGGCUGCCUUGUACGUGUGCUAUAAUAAAGGAAUAAGAGGAUGGUGGAGAAGUAUUCUUCGCUGGGGCGGCAGAGUAUCAAUCUUGUGCUGCCUUGCGAAGGAGGCAACGCUGCAAACAAGCUUUCAGCUGGCUGAUAUUUAAGAUUGCCAAACCAAACUCAGUUUUGAGAAGCUGAAUUUUGAUUCAGUGGUUGAAUUACAAGGUGAAGAGCACGGAUGAAGGCCAUCGCUAACACGAAUGCAACCAUUUUCAAAUCCUCUGCAAGGUCAUUUGGAAGUUGUGAUCUUUUUGCAAGAUUGUUACUAUAUUGAUUAUAAUGCAUCUUUUUUUGAUUUUUUUAGCAGGUACAAUAUAUUGAUUGUUUAUGUACGUGACAUAAAUUAUCACUCAAAAUAAGUUAUUGUUAUAUCUCAACUUUUAAUUGAGAUUGUUUAAUUGAGAUUGUUUUAUCUCAACUUUAACUAAUGUGACAACCACAAUCACAAAUAUCAAACGUUGUAUUUUACAAUGCAUCGAAUUCGACAAUACAGUAUAAUAUUAUAC
Molecule: messenger RNA, 2884 nt
Organism: Linum trigynum
Lineage: Eukaryota; Viridiplantae; Streptophyta; Magnoliopsida; Malpighiales; Linaceae
Source: the annotation of a GenBank genome assembly